This is a messenger RNA of Momordica charantia (bitter melon), 1214 nucleotides long. RefSeq lists its product as uncharacterized. NCBI's taxonomy places the organism in Eukaryota, Viridiplantae, Streptophyta, Magnoliopsida, Cucurbitales, Cucurbitaceae. Gene Ontology annotation, cellular component: nucleus. The record is from RefSeq and is a predicted model, not a curated record.
AGCUCCAUCUUCACGGCCCGAAUCAUCGGCAACAUUGCAUAAGGAAGGUUGAGGCUUAAAGCGCAAGGGGGGUUUCAUCUCCGAACUUUGCAGAGAAGAAGAAGAAGAAGAAGCAGAAUCUGAAGGAGCAGGGCUUCGAAAUUCCUGAUAAUUUCUCUCUUCGAUUACUCGUUCGCCAGUACUGACGAGGCUUACGAAGAUGGGAGAGGAGGGAAAGAAGAAGAGGGUGGUUGUGGAAUCGCUGGGAUGGCUCACGGAGUCUUCGAUCAUGCCGAAGAAGCACAAGGCCAUAGCUGGCGUCGGCGCAUCUUCAAUCAUGGAGCUCAAGGCUCACCUCUAUAUGUCUCAAGAAGAGUCCAAGAGGUCCAAGGAAUUGGCUGGCCCCGGCGUUGAGUUCCACCGUGCCAAGAAGAAGAUUACUCCAAAAGACCUUCUCUCUUCCCACAAUUCCGGCGUUGAGGCUCGCGCUCUCAAGGACAAGCUUGAGCUGAAGGCCAUUAAUGAUGGAUCGGUAAGCUAUGCGGCAUUAGAGAAGAAGGCUGCGAUAUAUGACAAGCUAGUGAAAGGGGAACUUUCAGACGAGGAAGAUAAGGAGAAGUAUUGUGUCGAUUUUUUCCGCAAGAAUCUUGAGCAGGAUGAAUCACAGCUAUCGCAAGAUCGUGAUGCUACUGCACCUGGAGAAAUGGACAUUCCAGAAGAUGAGACUGAGUCAUCAUUCUUGUUUAACCCAAAAACAACGGGACUUGGGAGGACGUCUGGAACAAUGGACAACAAUGAGCACAAGCGCUUUGUGAGGGAAGUUCAUGAAGAAGUAAAUCAAGCAAGAGAGAAGGCAUCUGAGGUGAAAUUACGCAGGCAAGAGCAGGCAACAGCACGGCGCGAGAAACUGAGGCAGGCAUAUCUCCGGAAACAAAUAGAGAAGUUGAAGGCUUCGUCAAAUUCUGGACAAACCUAACUGAGGAAUAGAAUUAUAGCGUGUAGCUUGCCACCAAGUACAAGAUUUCCUCCAUUGACAGCAAUAUAUCCUUGUGGGGGGAAAGAUGAUGGAUUUUGUUUGUUCUUUCCAUCAAUCCUUUCCAUUGUCAAAACUUCUUCAUUUUCACUUUGUAUUAUAAAAUUAAUGUCAUGGAAGAGGAGGAUGUCUUUUAUGCCUCAAUUCUUGUAAUUCUUAAUCUUCCUAUUGAGAAAGAGGAUAGAAUAUGUAAGCUUCACAU